CGCUCAGCCACGCUGGUAGCCUGAGCUGGCGGCCACUGCCACACCCACGAACGCACGCUUCCACGCGUGUCUUCCGCGAUCCCAUCCUCACCUAAAAGCAGAGCGGGAGAAGGGGAAGGGACUCGCGUUUCCCCGCCCCACCGGCCAGCCCGCGAGGGCACGGACCCAGCCGGCGACCCCGGGCGGAGGAGAAAAGGAGGGGGCACCCACGGACUGACGUCUCAGCCCCUCCGCGGGAGGCUCCGCGCCGGCUCCGCGCCAGCCGGGCCCUUCGCUCCGCGGGGGCGGCGGGCGCGGGGGGGCGGGCGCUCGCUCGCCCGUGGCUGCCGGCGGGCGAUGCGCUUCCUCCGCUGAGCGAGCCGCGGGCCGAGCCGGCAGGAUGACGGUGGAGUUCGAGGAGUGUAUUAAGGAUUCGCCCCGGUUCCGGGCAACCAUUGAUGAAGUGGAAACAGAUGUGGUGGAGAUAGAGGCAAAGCUUGACAAGCUGGUGAAGCUAUGCAGUGGGAUGAUUGAAGCAGGCAAAGCCUACAUCACCACGAACAAGCACUUUGUCAGCGGAGUCCGGGACUUGUCGCAGCAGUGCAAGAAGGAUGAAAUGAUUUCUGAGUGCCUCGACAAAUUUGGAGACAGUCUGCAGGAAAUGAUUAACUAUCACAUGAUCCUGUUUGACCAGGCUCAGAGGUCAGUCCGGCAGCAGCUGCACAAUUUUGUGAAAGACGAUGUCCGGAAGUUCAAGGAAACCAAGAAGCAGUUUGACAAGGUGCGAGAGGACAUGGAGAUUUCUCUGGUGAAGAAUGCCCAGGCACCUCGGCACAAGCCUCAUGAAGUGGAGGAGGCGACAGGCACCUUGACCAUAACCAGAAAAUGUUUCCGGCAUCUGGCCCUAGACUAUGUAUUGCAGAUCAAUGUCCUGCAGGCCAAGAAGAAGUUUGAAAUCCUGGAUGCGAUGCUGUCCUUCAUGCAUGCCCAGUACACCUUUUUCCAGCAGGGCUAUAGUCUUCUCCAUGAACUGGAUCCCUACAUGAAGAAACUAGCCACAGAGCUGGACCAGCUGGUGAUUGAUUCUGCAGUGGAGAAGAGGGAGAUGGAGCACAAGCAUGCACUGAUACAGCAGAGGACCCUCCUGCAGGACUUCUCUUAUGAUGACUCGAAGGUGGAGUUUAAUGUUGAUGCCCCAAAUGGAGUGGUGAUGGAAGGCUACCUCUUCAAGAGAGCUAGCAAUGCUUUCAAAACAUGGAAUCGGAGGUGGUUCUCCAUUCAGAACAGUCAGCUGGUGUACCAGAAAAAGCUAAAGGAUGUCCUCACAGUAGUGGUGGAAGACCUGCGGCUCUGUACUGUCAAGCCAUGUGAAGACAUAGAGAGAAGGUUUUGCUUUGAAGUCGUCUCACCUACCAAGAGCUGCAUGCUGCAGGCUGACUCGGAGAAGCUGCGUCAGGCCUGGAUUCAGGCUGUUCAAGCUAGCAUUGCUUCUGCAUACCGGGAGAGUCCUGACAGCUACUAUAUUGAAAGACUGGACCGGACUGCUUCCCCAUCAACUAGCAGCAUUGAUUCUGCUACUGACUCCCGGGAGCGCAGUGUGAAAGGAGAGACCAUCUUGCAGAGAGUGCAGAGCAUCCCUGGGAAUGACCAGUGCUGUGACUGUGGUCAGCCAGAUCCUCGCUGGGCCAGCAUCAACCUGGGCAUUCUGCUGUGCAUCGAGUGCUCCGGCAUCCACAGGAGUCUGGGUGUUCACUGCUCCAAGGUCAGAUCUCUCACACUGGACUCCUGGGAGCCAGAGCUACUGAAACUGAUGUGCGAGCUGGGGAACAGUACUAUGAAUCAGAUUUAUGAGGCACAGUGUGAAGAGUUGGGACUUAAGAAACCAACAGCAGGGAGCUCCAGGCAGGACAAAGAAGCCUGGAUCAAGGUGAAGUAUGUGGAGAAGAAAUUCCUGAAGAAGCUGCCAAACGGGGAGACUCUAACAGAGAAUGAACGAAAACCUCGGCGCUGGAGUGUGAAGAAGUGCCAGAGACACAACAGCACCACGAAAGCACCCACGGCUCGUCGAAAGUACCGCCACGAAGCAGGCAAUGCAUCACCAGCCAUGUUGUCAUCAGCAGCUACACUGGAGAGGAAAUUCCGUCGAGAUUCCCUUUUCUGCCCCGAUGAGCUGGACUCUCUCUUCUCCUACUUCGACACCGGUGCUGGCUCCGGCCCACGCAGUCUGAGCAGUGACAGUGGACUUGGAGGAAGCACAGAUGGCAGCACUGAUAUCCUGGUGUUUGGCUCUGUGGUGGACAGUGUGACAGAGGAAGAGUGCGAGGUGUCAGAGGAGUCGAGCGGUGAGGCAGAGAUUGAACAGGAGGCAUCAGAUUUGGAGGACCUGAGGGAGCUGCAUCCUGGCUUGUUGAUCUACAAGGCAGCACAAGCCCGAAACCUGCCUCUGAUGGCAGAAGCACUUGCCCAUGGUGCCGAGAUCAACUGGGUGAAUGAUGAAGAUGAAAACAAAACUCCUCUGAUUCAAGCUGUGAUGGGGGGCUCCUUGAUAGCCUGUGAAUUCCUGCUGCAGAAUGGGGCAGAUGUUAACCAAAGAGAUAUCCGAGGCCGAGCUCCCUUGCAUCACGCCACGUACCUGGGACAUACUGGUCAGGUCUGCUUGUUCCUCAAGCGAGGGGCAAAUCAGCAUGCGGUGGAUGGCGAUGGGCAGGACCCGCUCAAUAUUGCUGUCCAGGCAGCCAACGCAGACAUAGUCACCUUGCUGCGUCUGGCUCGAAUGAAUGAGGAAAUGCGAGAAGCAGAGGGUCCCUUUGGACAACCAGGUCAAUAUCCCAGCAACAGCCCUACUGAGCUGCAAUACAGGAAGUGUAUACAGGAAUUCAUCAGCCUUAAUAUAGAUGAGUGUUAGUGACAACUCCCCCACCUCCCCUUUUGCUGUCUUGAAGUUGGGCUGAAUUUCUAGAAGCCCUGAGAGCCCCAUCCUUGGUAUAUUGGUGUUUCUUGCAGAUUGGUCUGUUUUUGAUGCCUGCACAUAUAAGUUGAGAUGCACACAGGAAGGAAAAGGGGUCUUUCCUGUUAGCAUUAAGUUCUCAUGCUUGGCUACCGGAUGGUUGAUUAUGUGUAGGAGACUCCUAGGGCAUAACCACAGACCAUGGCAUGUAGACUUGAGUGUGUGAAAAGUAUGGGAGACGAGUUUAGCAUUUAAAAAAAAAAAAAAAAAAAAAAAAAAAAAGGAAAGAGAAAAGGAAACCCUCUAUCACCAGGAGAAACCCACCAACAAUACGAUCAGAUGAACCUGUCUCUGCUUCAGUGUCAGUGUAGUUACUGUGCACUGAGUUCUCGUCUGAACAGUUUGUUUGGAAGGGAUUCUGACGUGGAGCCCUCUGUCCUGGCAGCGUGACCAGCAGCCUGCUCUCUCAUGGAACUGCUGCAGUGUCUGGGAGCUGCUGGGGCCAGUUUAGAAAACUAAAAGAUGACCUCUAAGUCAGGAACAGACUGUUUUGCGGGGCAGAGAUAUUUUGCUCCCGAAGGCACAACAGAAGGGGUAGGAUUGAGAGUGAUGGCUACUCACCUUAAUUGCUCUCAGGACUAUACCAGCCACGCUCCCCUUUUUUUGCCUUUGGUAUUUAGCUGGUCAAAGCCAUAGCUCACUUGCUUCCUGGGCCAAGAUGCAAUCUGCACAGUGUUACGGAAGCGGCAGUGCUAAUUUUUUGAGGCUGGGAGAAGCUUGUCGCUGGCGAUGGGCUUUGUGUCAGGGAAGAAAAGCCACAUCCAACUCCCACUGCCUAAAUGUCUGGCUGCACGAUGCAAUUUGACUUUGGUCCAGUUUGUUUCUUGGUCACUUCAGAUUUCUGACUUAGCAUCUCUGUGAAAGAGACUUCUACUUGCAUGUGUACCCCUCUGUGCUCUCCCCCCGCACGCUGAAGCAUGUGAGUAGGGCAUCUCAGCAGCUGGCCCAGGGGCUUUUGAGUUCCCCAAUUCCAAUGACCGGCAGAAUCUUCUUUUUGUUUCUUCCCUCCUUCUUGUAUUAUUCUUUGCUGGGAGUGGGGGAACGUGUUUCUACUUAGAGCACUUUGUUGCUAUGUUUAUGGUCUGUGUUACAGGGAUCAUGCUACGGCAGCUCUGCCGAGGUGCUGCAGCCAUGUAAUCCUGUCUCGGGAGAGCUUGCAGAGCACAAGUACCACUGGCACGUUGUCCUCGGGCUGGCAGUUUGGAUGCCAAGCUGAGGUGUGCUCCUGUAAGAGCCUCUUCAAAAUGCCCUGAACUGCAAGUGACAUCUGAGUUUUUCAGGACUAGUGGGUGGCAGUCCACGACUGGUAUUUAGCCUGCCUGGGCACCUAGGCUGCUGGCUCUGGGGUUGGGCCAUAGUGCCUUAUGGAUAGUGCUGGGAUCUUGAAGGGAUCAGGAUCUCUCAAGGAAUGCAAGAAUACCAGGCAGAGUUCCCCAUCCUCCUGCAUCACAUCAGCAGUGAGACACAAUCAUGCUAUUUUUCAUCCAAUACAUGUUUGAACAACUUUACUUUUUUUUUUUUUUUUUUUUGUGCAUACUGGCUGCUGUUGUGCUGCAGCCCUUAGUGGAUGAAACCUUUGCAGGUUUGUUUCUGUUGAUAUAAUUGUGUCCUCAGAUACUGAAGCGACAGAGAUCCAGCUCUUCACACAAGAUACUGCCCUCAGAGACUGAAUCAACAGCACUCAGUGUUCACCCACAUGUCUAAAAGUGGAACAACAAAGAAACUCCACUUAGUGUGUCUCUAGUAGGGUCCUCUCAGUUCAAGAGAGAGUCCCUGCUUCCUUAGGGAAGUGCUAUCGCAAGUUUUUGCUGCAGCCAGACCACAGUUUUCUGGGUCUUGAAGUCCAUCUUUGUCUUGUCACUUCCUCAUUCUUGUUCCCUUUGGAGCUUUGGGAUGCUCAGCACCGAGUGCUGUUUUGAUCUCGAUCCCAGCUGUCUGAAAUGGUCCUGGUGACUGCGCUGAAACUGCUGCGGAGCAACAGCUGUGCAAAAUCUGGCCCCAGGGCCUUUUGCGCUUCCCUAAAUAAUAAAUGAUCUCCUUCCACCAAUUUUGGAAAAGAAAAAUUAACAAGAUUGGCCCCAUCAGCCUUUUUAACAUUGUCAGUGCCUUUCACGGCACUUUCUCCAUCGCCCUGCUCCCAGGAGGCCAGUGAACCUGCCGACUCAGCACGCUGAUGGCUUGCAGGGGGGAGCGCACUGUGCAGACUUGUGUUCUGCCUACUUCAGUGCCUGGUCUGGAACUUUCCUGUAGUCUUUGACCAGGCAGUGCUCCCUCUGAACUCUUCUCUGAGGAGAAGCUGUAGGACCCGCCCUUAAGAGUUGGCAGAGGGCAGGUCACUUGGUCUGUACUCUUAUUCUGCUCAGCUCUGGCACCCUCAGGAUUGAUUCAGGUCUGCGUGUGGGAUGAGGCAGUGUGGCAUAAAAUGCCAUCAUCGCUGCAGUUCGGCUUCAGAGGAGCGCUAGGAUAUAGAAAUCCUUACAAAUUUCUUUGAGGUAGGGCCAGUUCUGAUUGUAGCUUCCACAUGUGUUCUGACUGUAUCAUACACUGCUUAAGUGAUAUCAAAUGAAGGCAGAUGUGCACCGUGUGUAGCUGUUGCUGCAGUGCUGCUACAUGGUCUCCUUCUGUUGGCAUUUGAUAUGCCCCAGGUUAAAUAUCUUUCUUCCUGAUACCUGUGUGAAGGUACAGCCAGCAUCGCUGCCCACUCAGUGGCAUUACAGAAGGUUCCCAUCUUUACAGCCUCACAGAGCUUCAUCUUUUGGUCCUUUGCAUUGGACUUUGUCUUCUUCCUGAUCCGAGUCACCCUAGAUUUAAAUGGGCUUCCCCACGGAGCAGGGUGGUGCCUUCACUUGUGUGCCAGUUGACACCCCUUCCUUGUCAGCUGAGCCCUUGUACCCUGCAACUGGUGGUAGAGUUACUGUCAGUCUGAGUGGGGUCAGGAGCAAAUCUGUAGUCUUACAAGACAGUGCGAAAUGCCCUGCAGAGCUCAGAUGUCGGGUCAAGUGGGUGGUGCUGAGCCUGCUUGCGACACAGCAAAGCCCUGAAGCACUUCGGCAGGAUGGUGCUGUGCCUCUGGUUACAUCGCCCAGGUCGCCCCGCGGCCUCCCGAUGGCACUUGGGGUGCUGAAAUCCAGCCAAGAGCUCACUCUGCUUCCCGGGCUAGGAACUGAGAGAGUCUGUGAUGAAUUCUCUUUGCUAAUCCUAUCCCAUUUUAUACCGAUCUGCAUCGAUUUAGACAUUGGUCAGUCCCCUCAAGCUGUGCCCUUUCCUGGAGGAAGGCCACACUGAAUCAAAGCUGGCAUCUUUCAGGGUACUUCUGAGAUCUUGACAGUGAAAGAGAUGUUUCACCACUGCCAUGGUCCUACUCCGUUAAUGAAUUGCAGCAUGGUCAUUGUCUAGCAAUGUUUUUUACAUGUACAGCAACUUAAAACACCCCAAAUGGUUUUACCAGCUUUUUAUGAGAAAACAGAAAUAUGACUGAUCCUUUCUGUAAGCCAGUGAGAACUGGAGACAUGGCUUCCACUUUGGGUCAUUUUAUUUCACAGUUGGCAUUAGUGGCUCAUGAGAACAAUACAAAAAUCAUGUACACUUAGGUGCAUUGAAGCUCCAACUCACUGCUGAAGUACAUGAAGUUAAAGUGUAUGUAAAUACUGAUGCAAAAAGCAGUGUCUUGCAAGACAAUUUAUCUAUUUAACAUGUAUUGGUACUUUAUUUAGAUUCAAUGUAUAAAGCAACUUUGUGCACUUUUCCUACAUACAGUAUUGGGGGGGGUUUAUGUUCUUUUGUUAUGGAUUUUGUGCUGUCUUUUUUAAUCAGUGAAAUUGUUAAAUAUUUAAUUUAUUAUUGAUGUGCCCAGAGGACUAGUGCAAUUUUUAUUCAAUACAGUUUGUCUGUAUUUAAUGUCAGGAUUUUUUUGUAGCAUUGUUAGGGAAUAUUUUUCAAAGCCUACCUUUUUUCCCCCCAUGUUUCCUUUCUUCCCCCCUCACCCCUGCCUUUUCUAUUUUCAUUAUACAGAUUAUGAGGCAUUAAAUGCCUCUAGUUUGAAAUGUAAUCAAACACUUUAGUACAUCCUGCAGUUUCUAACACAAAAAGGUUCUCCAGGAAAAAAAUGCUAAGGAGGCACUUCUCAAUGUUUUCUGUGUUUAUUUGAUUUUUUUUUUUUUUUUUGAUUGGGGUGUGUGUUUGUGUGUGCGCUUAGAAGUUUGGAGAGGAGAGUGGAGAAGUUGUACAGAAAAUUUGUUUUCAGCAAAGUAAAUGGCCAGCCAGGCUACAGGGAAGACUAGAUAUGGAACACUUUCAUUUUUCUCUUCUUCAAAUACAGCUGUAUUUGUGUUGUACAAUCUUGUUUGAAAUAUCUAAUGCCAAAACUACUCUCUUUCCAUUCUUCCUUUCUUUUCAAUGAGUGCGUAUGUUAUCUAUAUGACAGUAACUUGGUUGCAACCACAGUUAACAUGAGGAGAUUUGCCUUUGUCUAGAAAGCAACAUGCCAGGCAUUGUCAAAACACAAAUGGACCCGAACCAUUGCCAGCCACGCAGAUUCUGUCAUCUUUUGAGUUUUUGAGAUCUGGGUGAAUAUUUACAUACCUGUCCUAGCUUUUGUUUGACUUGACCCAAACCCUGUAACCAAGUGCCUGGACAGGUAGUCUAGGUUUGAAUCUUUGGGGUCUGCCACAUGUCUCUGAUUCCAAAUGGGAUGAGUUCAGGUUGCUGGAAAGUUGAAAUGAUACCGUCUGUGUUCCCUCUCCACAUGUCAUCCAGGAAAGCCUCAGGUUAUUUUAAUAUUAUUGUCUCUGAGAUGGUCUCUGCAGCGUGAAAUUUCUUUGAGCAGUCUAGAGGAAAAACAUGGAAUUGUAAGAAUUUAUGUCUUUCAAGGAAAAGGUUUGACAAGCUGAGACUGUGAUCAGCAUAAAAUAGAUAAGUAACAUCUCAGACCAGAAAAAUGGCCAUUAUUUAUGCAAGAGAAAAACAGGACCUCCUAAAGAAAUGCACUGAUUAACUUAUUGUCCAGUGGCCACAACACAGCUGUCCUCUACUGCUAAACUGCUGUGUUGUUCCUGUGCUGCUCAACUGUCCCUGAACCCACUUCUCUCUCCUCACUGCCCGAGCAUUAUUGCUUUCAACCAAAGACAAACCAGGAUGAACGGAUUAAGUGUGAUAUUAAACCAUUGGUUAGCUGAUGACAAAGGUCUGUGUGAGCGUGCGUGUGUGUGAGUGGGCUGCUGUUGCAUGGAGAAGCGGGGCAUGGGGAAGAAGUGACUGAGCAGGAGAAGGGAGAGUGGGAGUUCAGAAGAAAUAAGAUUUUUUUUUUUUUUUUUGAGAUUCCAAAAUACAGAGUGCUGUUUCCAUAGGAAUGUGAUUCGUAUCAGUCUGCCUGCUGGUUCCUCAGCCUUGUAGGGAAUUUGGGCUGGGGUACAUCCCUCUGAGCCGCGUACCCAGGGCUGUGUCAGGGCGGAGAGAGGGCAGCUGGACAGUUACGGGGGGGAAUCAGGGAUAGAGGUGGGGGUGAGUAGCCAAGGUAGUUCCCACGGCACACGAGGACCACGUGCGUUUCUCGUGCAGCAGGUGAGGUGGCUAGAGGGGCUAGCGGACGGAGGAGCACUUGCUCCACAAACGCAUCUCAGCACUUAGCCCCUUCCUCGCAGCGAGGCCGGGAAGGAGCACGUUGAGUUCGUAGGUCCUUGUGCUGGUAACGCGUUGGGGGGGGGGGGGGGGCCAGGCCCUUGCCUCUGUAGACCCAUCUCAGCUGACUUCCAGACGUCACGUCCCUCCAGCGGCACGCGAACGUGUCCGUGUGGAUUCCCCAUCCUGGGAGCCCGCUCCGUGGGACCUGUGACUGCUGAAUCACAGAGACAGAGGAAGCCUCUCUAGCUGUAGGGUUACACGGGCUGGCGGCCUGGAGUGACAGCCUCUGAGAUGAGAAAGCCCAGCCAGCCUCUUCCUGGCUGGGGCUCCCGUACCUUCCUAUCUAAACAGCACAGAGAGAAAGAAGUUCGUUAGCCAAGUCAAAGCUGCUAUGUGUGGUUGAUUAACACGGCUCUGUUACACACUGAAUGGCUGGGCUGCUGUACAGGGGCUGACACUUGCUGUAAAUACGCUAUAACCUAUUAACUUCCUUCACUUGCCUGCUUUCAGUACAACUUUGUAACAUGUUUUUUAAUUCCCCCUUUCCCUACACAGCCUGUACUGACUGUAACUAUGGAACCAGAUAUUCUGUAUGUUAUUAUCUUUGUACAAUUUUAAAACUGUUGCUGUGGUGUCUGCCUUUUUUUUUUCCCUCCCUUCUCUUCUAGUGUCUCUUGAAACACUGUUAAUAAAAAUCUAGAUAAACUCCUUCCCUCCUCCUUCUUUGGCUUGUUUUUUUUUAUGCAGGGUUUCUUGCCUUGUUGCCUGUAUUAACUGGAUCUGGAAAACCACCCCCUUUUAACCUGUUUUCCUUCUCCUCUGCAACCCCCAGCUUGAAUUUUAUGGCAGUGAAUAGACUGGAAUGCCACAUAAAUACUCUGCAUUUUUGUUUGGGUUUCUGUGACACUGUCUUGUGAUAAUGUGAUUUCAGGGUGCUUUGGAAGAAGGCUGGGGUAAAGGUGGCAGAUUCAGAUCACACCCCCCCAACCCACCCAUUCAUGUUUCUUCAGAGUACCUGAAUCAGUUAAUGCUUGAUAUGUUACGAGCUCUGCUGAUGGCUAUCCUGUAAAAGGAGACCUUGCACUAGAUGAAAAUACCAAUCUGCUGCACAUGGACCACCCUUUCCCACAUAUCACAGUGCAAUCCUUCCCCCGUUGGUUUCUCUCAUACUGUGUGUCUGUGGCAGAAAAAUAAAAGAAGAAGAAGAAAA
Messenger RNA from Tyto alba (common barn owl), 9815 nucleotides. It is a transcript of the gene ACAP3, whose product is annotated as ArfGAP with coiled-coil, ankyrin repeat and PH domains 3. The record is from RefSeq and is a predicted model, not a curated record. Gene Ontology annotation, molecular function: protein binding; GTPase activator activity. Gene Ontology annotation, cellular component: cytoplasm. Bases 380 to 2884 code for a protein of 834 amino acids. The transcript has 24 exons. NCBI's taxonomy places the organism in Eukaryota, Metazoa, Chordata, Aves, Strigiformes, Tytonidae.